AUGGGGAACCUUCCGUCGCCACAGCAAGUGGUGGACUUCAUCAAAACAAAAACCAAUAUCAACAGUGUCAAAAUCUUUGACGCGAAUCCUGACAUCCUCCGAGCCCUAUCAGGGACUGGAAUAGACGUCAGCAUUAUGGUCCCUAAUGGUAACAUUCCAGCGUUGGCUAGCGUUCAAAAUGCUCGUCAAUGGGUCGGUGCAAAUGUCUUGCCAUUUCACCAACAAACUAAGAUCAAAUACAUCUGUGUUGGGAAUGAGAUUCUUCUUACUAAAGACAAUAACUUGAUCUCAAAUCUUGUUCCGGCUAUGCAAAGUCUUUACGAAGCUUUGAAAGCUUCCGGUCUACCAGAUAUAAAGGUGACCACUCCACAUGCGUUUUCCGUAGGCUAUAACCAAAACGCACCAAGCGAGAGCAGAUUUAACAAUGAUCAAAAAGACUUUUAUACUAAGAUCUUGGAGUUCCAUCGUCAGGCCAAGUCCCCAUUCAUGUUCAACGCCUACCCGUAUUUCAUGGUGGACCCGAAGAAUGUCAACUACGCUAUGUUUGGUCCGUCAAAUUCUAUAACGGAUUAUAAAACCAAAAAAACCUACAACAACAUGUUCGAUGCAGUCAUGGAUGCAACUUAUUCAGGUAUCAGUGCUCUCGGCUAUGGGGAUGUAGAUAUUGCCGUAGGAGAAACUGGUUGGCCUAGUGCUUGUGAUGCCUCAUGGUGCACGCCUCAAAACGCAGCAAACUACAACAUUAACAUCAUCAAGCGUGCACAAAAUAUAGGGACACCUCUUAUGCCUAAUCGCCACAUAGAUAUAUACUUAUUCGCAUUGUUCAAUGAGGAUGGUAAAACCGGUUCAACCGCUGAGAAAAAUUGGGGGCUAUUCAAACCAGAUUUUUCUCCGGUUUAUGAUGCUGGGGUCCUACGAGGCGGUAAUACAGGUCCACCAACAAGUACACAUAGUAGUGGAAAAUGGUGUGUGGCGAAACAAGAAGCGACAGACAAACAACUACAAGCGAAUAUUGAUUGGGUCUGUAGCCAAGGUACUGAUUGCAAGGACAUCUCACCUGGGGGCAUAUGUUUUGACAACAACAACAUUAAGAGCCGAUCGUCAUUCAUCAUGAACGUUUAUUACCAAAGCAAAGGUGGCUCGGAAGAGGCUUGUAAUUUCAGCGGUAGUGGUGUCGUAACUAAUACCAAUCCAAGCACUGGCACAUGCGUUAUAAAAAACGUCGAGGAUGGUAAACCCGGUCCAACCGUUGAGAAAAAUUGGGGGUUAUUCAAACCGGAUUUUUCUCCGGUUUGUGAUGUUGGGGUCUUACGAGGUGUUACUGGAGGAGAUGCACAAAGCAACAAUGGAAAAUGGUGUGUGGCAAAACAAGAAGCCACAGACGCACAACUAGGAGCCAAUAUUGAGUGGGUGUGUAGCCAAGGUAUUGAUUGUAAGCCAAUCUCACCUGGUGGCACAUGUUUUGACGACAACAACAACAACAAUUUGAAGACACGAGUUUCGUUCAUCAUGAACGUUUAUUACCAAAGCAAGGGUAAAUCUGACGAGGCUUGUGAUUUCAGCGAUAGUGGCAUUGUCGUUACUACCACUCCAAACACUAGCACAUGGUAUAGACGUUUUGAGAAAUUCAGAAGUGGUUAG
This is a messenger RNA of Eruca vesicaria subsp. sativa (arugula), 1641 nucleotides long. Lineage: Eukaryota; Viridiplantae; Streptophyta; Magnoliopsida; Brassicales; Brassicaceae. The record is from the annotation of a GenBank genome assembly.